Messenger RNA from Annulohypoxylon maeteangense, 2401 nucleotides. RefSeq lists its product as uncharacterized. Lineage: Eukaryota; Fungi; Ascomycota; Sordariomycetes; Xylariales; Hypoxylaceae. The coding region runs from base 1 to 1773 and encodes 590 amino acids. The transcript has 3 exons. The record is from RefSeq and is a predicted model, not a curated record.
AUGCAUCCUGCACCCAGUCUGUCGGAAGCAUUUCCCAAGGACAGCAAGACUGAAGAUAGAGGUCAGCACGUCUCUCAUCAGCACGACCAGCAGCAGCAACAGCAACAGCAGCAGCAGUCGUCUGGUGGGCAUCAUCGUCAACCUUCUCAGCCGCAACUUCAACAACAACCCCACCAAGGAUCACAUCCCGAGCACGUGCAACCGCAACAUGGGAGUCUCCCGGCAUCACCAAGCCAGUCGGCGACUCCCAUCAGGAAGGAUACAGGUUCUUCUACCUCGACGACCGCCACCGAUGCAACGGCGGUAUCCAAUGCCACCACUGACACGAACUCGACAGCUUAUAGUGUAGAGUCGUCCCAGUCCAUCUUCUCCGUGAAAGAUGGGUCGGAGAUCUCGCACAAUCGUCGAGCCAGCCGUCGGCGAACGGGGCCCCUGUCAGCCCAGCAGAGAGAGAAGGCUGCGUUGAUUCGGAAAUUAGGCGCGUGCGCCGACUGCAGAAGGCGGAGGGUUGCUUGUCACCCCAACCAUCAUAAUAUGACGUGGGAAGAUGCUAUGCGGAAGUAUCGCUCGUCUAGCCCUUUGCAGGAUCUGGCUCCCCUGGCUGGUCGACCGAUCAGCCCCGCGCCAAACCAUGUCAGACAUCACUUCACCCAAGAUCCCCAGGAGAUGGAGAUUGACUCCACCCCCGCUGCUCCCAAUAACGCUCAGAGCACGCCAGGUCGUCCACCGCUCAACGACGCGAGGAUCCGGACGCCUCUACCGUCAGGCCCGCGACUAGAGAAGCCCAUGUCUAACUCUCCGCUGGCCGCUACAACGAAUCAUUACACGCCUUUGUCGAGCAUCGAUUCCGUGAAGGUAGAACUAGAGAGUGCAGCAUCUAGGAUCCUCGCUUCACCUCACCGCAGUCGCUACAGCAGCGUUUGCGCGCUUUUAAUCUAUUGGCAGGAUGACGAAAACCCCGACGUGGCAUCCGCGGUGGAGGAACUUGGCAUUGUUUUCGACAAGUACUACCGAUACGCGUUUGAAAUCCUCAAGAUACCGUCAUCUGCUUCCGACGGCUGUACCAACUCGUGGAGGUGGCUCUCGCGUAUUAUAAACGAAUUUACGGACAAGAGCGACACCCGAGACGUUUUAAAACUUGUGUACUAUAAUGGGUACAGUUACUUGGAUGAGCAUAGGGAGAUGGUUUUGGCGAGGCGAGCCUCGACUAUUCGAUGGAGCGGUAUUCAACAGAUUUUGGAGGAAGCCCGGUCAGACACAUUGAUUAUGAUGGAUGCUGCAUAUUAUCCGUCAUCGAAGAUGGUUCGACAAAAGGGGGUGCUGGAGGUCAUCGCGGCGUCGUCUUCGGAGGAGUACUUCGACGUGCUGGACCGGAAUAGCUUCACCAGAACGCUAGUCGAUCAACUUCGAACACGGGCCACCCAACGACUUCCGAAUCCGUUAUCAGCCGCCGAGUUGCAUUCGAAACUCCUAUCCAUCUACCCCAAGAUCAUCCAAGACAAACACCAGGAAAAGGGAAUAAUGCUGGGCUUCCCUUCGCCGUUGCACAUACAAAUAUCCAGUAACUCGAGAUUACCAUCAAUUACGUUAUCUCCACCACAACCACCCCGGACUAUUUACAGCCCGGAGAAUCAUCAUGGCCCUCAAUUGACAUUUUCUAUGCGAUUGACGGAUGAGGCUCUCAACAUUGAGAGUUGGGCCGAAUGGCUUCGAAUGAUGCCUGAAGGGAUCAAAGACAUAAAAGUCGAAAGUCCAUACGCUACGUUUAGGUGACGCUGUCUCCGACCAAAUACGUUUUUUUUGUCCUAUGUAAUGCGUCAAUCGGCCACGAGACCACGAUGAGCGACACGCCUGGAAGGAAAUGGAUGAGCGAAAAUUCUUGCUCGUUACGUUUUGAUGACAGAUUGUCAUCUAAUAUCUACCAUUUAUCGUCAUGUUUCAUCUACGAAGACUAUUUUUAUUUUAUUGUUGCAUCUUACGAAAGAUAAUUCGAGGCUAGAGGCGCAGACGACGAAUUUUUCUUUUCAUACAUUAUACCAUACCCACCCCUCUUAACGUCUCCUAUCUUAUUACGGCGUACAGGAGAAGCAGCCGUGGCUAUGGACGUUUUUUUACGUCCCGAAUAGAUUUUUCUUUUUUUUAUGCCUCGGCAUCGAGAUACAUCGUGCCCCGGCUGAUUGUUAUCAUAUGGCAUAGCCGAGGAUUCAUUCAGGAUAUACCAAUAAAGCGAGUUUCGAAUGAAGCUUCCCCAAAUUUAAAUGGGGAUGAAUUAUGGCGCGGAGUUGUAGGACUAAAUGGAGUGAAGCUGUUUGAUAAAUAGACGCGGAGCUGUUGAAAUGCUGUUUUAUUAACGUGCCGGGCUUCGAAUCGCUGCCUAAGGCACAGGUAUAAUAUUCUCUGG